AUGGGUCGAGGUAUUCCUGGCUUGAGUGCCAUUUCUGGCAAACCGAUUACUUCUUAUCUUGUUCUUGGCUUUGGCCUCUUGCUUGGAUUCUGCGGUUGGUUCACUGCAUUUAUCAGUCAAUGUAUUGCCCAAAGCGAUGGGUACUUGGAACAAGGCAACAGAGCCGGAACUCAUCAUAUUUGGUUUACUAUUUGGAUUGAGCUUGCGCUCGUUAUUGCGAUCAUCUUUAUGAUGAUUAUGGGCACGGUCGGCUUCUUUAAGCCUCUCCUCAUUCCUUUCCUUUGCAUCGGCACCGUCAUGUCAGUGCUGGGCGCAGACUUGGGUAUUUACUCCGAUGAAUCGAGCGUCGCCGCAUUCGGCGCUGGCUACCUCUUACUCGCAUUUGCCAACAUCAUCUGGCUUCUUUACUUUGCCUACACAGAGAGCACUAACGGCUAUUCUAUGGACGCACGCAACUCUACUAGCUAUGCAGCAGGCUCCGGUGCAGCUGCUGGCGGUGCAGCUGGCGUCUCCAGUGGUGGAAUGCGCAACCGCUUUUCCAUGGGCAACAAAGGAACCAAGUUCCCUGGCUUUGGCGGCUUUGGCAAGUCGAGCAAGAACGCAGCAAUGGGCGAGCCCGACAUUCAUAUGCAUGAAAAUGUGCCUACCGGCAUUGUUUCGCACCACUCGGGUGUGCCGGAAGCAAACUACGCUUCGCAGUUGCCCGAGUCGCAGAGCUACGAGGCGGGCGGUCCGGGUUACGUAUCCGGCCCGAGCUUCGCUCCCAGCUCCAGCUACGGCGCAGGAAUUGGUCCGGGUGCUGGUGCAGGUUCCAGUGCCGCUCUUGGUGCAGGUAUUGGUGCAGGUACCGGCGCGGCUGUCGUGCCGGCCGCCGACGGCAUCCAACCUGGACUUAGCACCGCACCGAGCUACCUGCAAAGCUACACUGCUGCGGACCGUUCCGACGCACUGGUAGGUAACAAUACGGAGCCUACCCUUACGCAGGGCGGUGCAUACAAUGCCGCAGCUGGAGGACAGCCGAUCGAAGGCGACGCUGUCAAAAUCGUCAAAGCUGAAGCAUUAUACACGUACAAAGCCAGCGAGGACGACCCUACAGAAAUUUCUUUCACUAAAGGUGAUAUUUUGGAAAUUGUUGACAGCUCUGGCAAAUGGUGGCAGGCGCACCGGUCGAACGGCGAACUUGGCAUUGUGCCCAGCAACUAUCUCCGUAUGGUCUAA
Messenger RNA from Malassezia vespertilionis, 1218 nucleotides. It is a transcript of the gene SHO1, whose product is annotated as Transmembrane osmosensor. The record is from RefSeq and is a predicted model, not a curated record. Gene Ontology annotation, molecular function: protein binding. The transcript has 2 exons. Bases 1 to 1218 code for a protein of 405 amino acids. Lineage: Eukaryota; Fungi; Basidiomycota; Malasseziomycetes; Malasseziales; Malasseziaceae.